AUGGUUACUUCCCGAGCUUGUCUACCUUGCAGAACCGCCAAGACUAAGUGCGACCUCAAAAGACCGACAUGUAGCUUUUGCUCGAGGCGCAAAAUCGCUUGCGGCGGAUAUGCGUCGGAUGCUGACUACAUGUCGCGGAAUCAAAAUGUAACGGCCAAAGUAAAUUCUGAGCGGGCUCGUCGUCGUUCAAAACAUGCAACGAAUGGACUUCUUCUCUACGGUACGGACACGCACCAUGAUUUACGCGUAUUGAGCAUUGACGCCCGACAAGGUUGUGAGCCCCGUCCUUCUCUUGCUAAACCAUGGAAUCUAGCUGACCAGAAAGCUUGGUUGAGUAUCCCUAGCCCUGUUCUAUACAGGCUCGAGGACAGGAUACUGGAUGUGUUCUACGCGGAAUGGGUUUCGAGACCUAGUACCGAUUUCAAGCACCCUGGGUACCUAGACCUGCUACCCGAGAUGAAAGUAAAGGCUGCUCCAGCCUCUGCGUUGAACCUUGCGGUUGAAGCUUUUGCGUUAGCCAAUGGUGGGAACCUCAUGAGCUGUGAUGGGAACCUGAAGCAGAUGGCAUUCUCUAGAUACGGGGCUGCGCUGGAGUCUGUUAGAAAGGCGAUGGUGCACCAUAGCAUUUUCGCUGAUGAUGCAACAUUGAUGGGGAUCAUGGCCAUUGAUAUGUUUGAGGUUGUUUUCAUGGUCAGAGAAGAGCCCCUCAGACUUCGCAAUGAUGCGAUCGAGUAUUUGCUUGCAGUCAGAGGAGUUGAGCAGAUUCAAUCCGACGUUGGCCUUGCCCUUUAUCGAAUGGCUAACCACCGUUUGCAAGUGAGACAACUUGGCUUCGGACUCGAACCUCUGCCAGUACAACUGGCCUGUAUCGACAUGCUGGAUCUCUCCGUGCCGAGAUAUAGUCUCUGCAAGAUGCAACUUGAAGCUCAGCAAACCCUGGCCAUGACUCGAGAUCUUAGCUUCUUUCAUUGGGAAGAUUUGUCACUUUUGAUCAUCAGGAUCCAGGUGCAGUUGGAAGAGUAUGAGCAAUGGAAGGCCUGCCUCCCUGAAUCAUGGGUGCCAAAGCGUAUCCAAAUUGCUGAACAUAGGGAUGUUCUGCAGGCGUUGAUAGCACGUUCUAUCCCACUUACAGAUCACGUCUGUGUUUACAAGGAGUCGUUCAUUGCGCACCAGAUGUCGUUCUUCUACCAUGGAGAACUAGCCUUGAGGUCGGCAUUGAUCGACGCUCUCUUUGCGAUGAAAAACAUGUUUUUGAGGCAACCCGAUUUCGAACAUGAGAUUGAAACACAACAAACCGCCAUAUCACGUAUAUCAGAUAUUCUUGUCGAGUCGAUCAACCCGCUAUUAGCCUCAAUCCAUUUUGACGACUGCGGCUCGCUCUGUCUAGCCCAAGAACGGAUUACUGUCUGCUAUACUCGUGGGAUAUGCUGGGCUCUUCAGCAAGAGAAGCGAGUAGCGGCUGAACACAAAAGCUUCACCUACCGAAUUGAGAAUUGGAUUCGACAACAAAUCGGUUUGGCAUGUCAAUAA
This is a messenger RNA of Fusarium tjaetaba, 1530 nucleotides long. Its product is annotated as negative acting factor. Lineage: Eukaryota; Fungi; Ascomycota; Sordariomycetes; Hypocreales; Nectriaceae. The record is from RefSeq and is a predicted model, not a curated record. The transcript has 3 exons. Bases 1 to 1530 code for a protein of 509 amino acids. Gene Ontology annotation, molecular function: DNA-binding transcription factor activity, RNA polymerase II-specific; zinc ion binding. Gene Ontology annotation, biological process: regulation of DNA-templated transcription.